AACCAUGGCCAUUGCGUGAGAAGCAUCCCAAAGACUUCCGAGUGACGCCAAUAAUACCCUUGCCUUUUCUCCCUUCUCUCCCUCUCACCCUUUAUAAACAGAUUUCUGUGUACGAUUUGGUGACUCACUGCAACGGCAUGGAGGAUAGUUUCAGAGUGCGAGUAGAGAGAGCCUUUGGUUCUCUUCCAAUACCCUCUUCUUCUAUCAACUCUCUGUGGUCUCUCACCGAAGACGAAAUCGAUAACGCACGCUCCAAACGAACCCUCCAACCCCAACCCUACCCUUUUUCCAGUUCGCGGGUUCAGCCGGAGGACCUAGACGAUCUUGAAGACGACGACGUCGACGAAGAAGCACCACGUGGACCCUCUAAACCCCCCGAUUACGAUGAUGAACAGUGGCAGAUUAGGUCUGGUAUUGGCCAAGAUUGCACCCUCGAUUACGAGGAAGAGGAAGAUCAAUAUGACAAACAGGCUAUUGGGAAAGAGGAUUCGGGUGAUCGUGUGUACAUGAAGGAUGUAAAGGACGAUGGAGUUGAGAUUAGUUCUAGCAGUGUUUUCCCCACCUCGUUUAGAGAUUUUGUGCGAGAUCCGCGUGCAAAUCAUUUGGCUGCAAGGAUUAGGCUGAAGCAGGAUGAUGAAGCCGCUAAAAAGAUUGAUGCUCUACAUGUCUCUGAGAAAUCCACACCAGACGUAGGCAGUGGCGGAGAUGUUACUAAUCCCAAGUCAAUUUUGAAGAGUAAGGAUAAUUCUGGGGAGUCCAGGCCUCAGAAACGGGUUCGGUUUGACCCUGAAUGUGAUGAUAAAGAUAAUUAUGAUGAUGAUGGGCACGAAGAAGCUAGGGAUGUUCGCAUGAAGACCUCUUCAAUGGAAGAGGUUCCUGCUUCGGACCAGUUGUCAAAGUCACAAGAAUUUAAUUUAGCAGUUCCGGAUUACAUUCGAAAUCCUUCCAGAUACACUCGAUAUACCUUUGAUGAUUCUCCUAGUGAAAUGGAUGACAAAUCAAACAAGGAAGCAUACAUGAGCUUCCUUUCGCAGUUGAAUAAGGGAACUGCAUCUCAAGCGGAUGAUGUUCUGGAUGAUCUUCCAUCUGUGACCUUUAUAUCAAAGAAGAAAUCCGGUGAUUCCUGUAUGCGUGACAGUGAGAUGGUUUCAAAGCACAAGCUUGAUGAUGGCGCCGUGAAUAGAAUAAGCUUCCCUGUUGGCAUUGCUGCUGGUGACUCUGAAAACAGUGACGUUUCUGCAAUGGAGGAGGAUGAACAAGAAGUUGGGGAUGUUAAAAAGAGCAUGCAGAAGUUCAACCGCAAGUACAGGAAGAAAACCCAAGAGGAGUUGGAGGAGCCAAUUGUGUAAUAUGAUGUAGUUAGUUAAGAAACCUGUGUUAUUUGCCAUAAUCAGACUUGUACCUUUUCCCCCUUUGUGUCUCUCAGACUAAUGGUCCCAUUCAUACAUUUGUUGAACGACAU
Molecule: messenger RNA, 1462 nt
Organism: Vigna umbellata (rice bean)
Lineage: Eukaryota; Viridiplantae; Streptophyta; Magnoliopsida; Fabales; Fabaceae
Source: RefSeq, a predicted model, not a curated record